Molecule: messenger RNA, 1539 nt
Organism: Solea solea (common sole)
Lineage: Eukaryota; Metazoa; Chordata; Actinopteri; Pleuronectiformes; Soleidae
Gene: marchf3
Exons: 6
Coding region: 338-1087 (249 amino acids)
Biological process (GO): protein ubiquitination
Molecular function (GO): ubiquitin-protein transferase activity; zinc ion binding
Source: RefSeq, a predicted model, not a curated record
UAACAACAACAACAACACAGUGGCAGGUCCCUCCUCAUCAUGAGAACAGCUCCAGCCUACAUUACCAUACAGGAGCUGGGAGGCCAGUGAAAGGCUCACUCUGCCACCUAUAUGCCUGGUUGCCCCCUAACAGGAUUAAGGGGAUAUGCUACUCUAAUCUGCUGGCAGGCUUUAGGAGGAGACGCUUCCACACACUCCGCAGACUCUGUGGUCAACACGGAGAAGGAGAGAGGGAUGUUUGGUUGUUACUGCAGGGGAGCACACGCACACACACAUACGCAUGUACCCACACAGUGUUUAUGGAUGUGAAGCAGAGGUAAACAGAUGUGAGGACUGAAUGGCCCCUUGUGUAGCAGACAUGACAGCAGAGGAAACCUAUGGCCCAUCGGUGCUGAGUCCUGUGGGAGGGGUCAAGUUAAUCAUGCCAGAGGAGGAACUCCACAGCUGCAACCUGGAAGUGGCAGAGUAUCACACAGAUGUUCCCACUGAGGAAUGUGCAGCAUUGACCGACAGCAGUGUGUGUGCUGAGGAGCCGUUCUGCAGGAUCUGCCAUGAAGACGGGGCUUCCGGGGAGCUGCUGUCCCCCUGCGACUGCUCCGGCAGCGUGGCCAUGGUGCACCGCGCCUGCCUGGAGCAAUGGCUCACCACCUCCAACAGCGGCCACUGUGAACUCUGUCACCACCAGUUUGCACUAAAGCGAAUGCCAAAACCGCUCACCGAGUGGUUGUGUGCUCCGUCCGUGCAGCAGCAGAGGAGGACGCUGUGCGGUGACACGGUGUGCUUCUUGUUCAUCACACCACUGGCCAGCCUGUCAGGGUGGCUGUGUGUCCAAGGAGCGAAGGACCUCUACUACACCAACGGCAUGGAGGCCCUGGGGCUGAUGGUCCUCACACUGGCUCUGUUUACUAUCUAUGUCUUCUGGACUGUGGUAUCCGUGCGCUACCACAUGCAUCUCUUUGCGACGUGGAAGAAGACGGACCAGAGAGUGCGACUGCAGAUUCCCUCGUCCGGCCACAGAACAAACAACCAUCAGACUCUGUCCAUCAGCAGCCUGAGCAAAGCCACCAACAAAGAGACAAUGGUGUAGGGCUGCGUUCUUCUACAAUCAACACACCUCCCAUGUAAGGAAAGUGAGUCACAAGGCCCCAGAACACAGACGGGUGACUGUUAAACCACAAAACCUUGUAUGGAAACUUAGACUUUGAAACAACAUAUGUGUAAAUAUUGAGUCAUUCUUCACACGUAAGAUAUUUUUAUAAUUCCUCUUUUACAGUAUGAAAAAUGUACAUUGAAAUGUAGUUUGUUGUAAUGAUUUGUAAAUACACUUGUUAAUGGAUAUUUUAAUUGUUCAGUUUAUAACUGAUGAGGCUUUAUCACUAUCUCUGCGACUCUUGUCGACACCAAUGAACUAUGAGAGAGUUGUCUCCUACCGUCCCGUUUAAAGUCUCUUGAAGCCUCACUUUUCUGUUCCUGCCUGACAGCAGUGGAAGCAGAGAUGUUCCAUCCAUCUCAAUGUUUGACAUGUUUUUACCCGAGUGU